UGCCUGGAGAGCUUGGAGCUUCUCUCUCCGGGACCUGAGCGAUUUUUCCUGGAUCCGGAGCUGCGCAGAGAGCAGCUGCCACUGCUGCCCCGGGAAUGUCACCCCCCUUGCGUGGAGCCCCUGCAGGGCCCCCCAGAGCUGCAGGCAGUUGGUGGCCGACGCCCCACUGGGCUUCUUAGCCAGAGCCGCACCCAGGCCUUUGGGUCUGCGGCCCCCUUUUCCAACCCUUGGGCUCCCACCCCCACCCCCGCACCAAGUUCUCCCUGCCUGGGCGCCUCAGUGGCAAGAAUGCAGAGCUGAGCCGGGAAGAUCUGCCUGCAUUGCAAGUGCCCUCAGGGGGAGCACAUGGUGACAGUGAUGCCCCUGGAGAUGGAGAAGACUGUCAGCAAACUCAUGUUUGACUUCCAGAGGAACUCGACCUCAGACGAUGACUCAGGCUGUGCCUUGGAAGAGUACGCCUGGGUCCCGCCGGGUCUGAAGCCUGAACAGGUUCAUCAGUACUAUAGCUGUCUUCCAGAAGAAAAAGUUCCUUAUGUCAACAGUCCUGGCGAGAAACUGCGAAUCAAACAGCUUUUACACCAACUGCCACCACAUGACAAUGAGGUCCGCUAUUGCAACUCCCUGGAUGAGGAAGAGAAAAGGGAGCUGAAGCUCUUCAGCAGCCAGAGAAAGCGUGAGAACUUGGGUCGAGGAAACGUCAGGCCCUUCCCAGUCACGAUGACAGGAGCAAUUUGUGAGCAGUGCGGAGGCCAGAUUAACGGCGGAGACAUUGCUGUAUUUGCAUCACGCGCUGGUCACGGUGUUUGCUGGCACCCGCCAUGCUUCAUAUGCACAGUCUGCAACGAGCUCCUCGUGGAUCUGAUCUACUUUUACCAAGAUGGGAAGAUAUACUGUGGCAGGCACCACGCCGAGUGUCUGAAGCCGCGCUGUGCCGCCUGCGAUGAGAUCAUCUUUGCAGAUGAAUGCACAGAAGCCGAGGGCCGGCAUUGGCACAUGAAACACUUUUGCUGCUUCGAGUGUGAGACGGUGCUGGGUGGCCAGCGUUACAUCAUGAAGGAGGGAAGACCCUACUGUUGCCAUUGCUUUGAGUCCUUGUAUGCGGAAUAUUGCGACACUUGCGCUCAACACAUAGGGAUUGACCAGGGUCAAAUGACCUAUGAUGGCCAACACUGGCACGCCACUGAAUCCUGUUUCUGCUGUGCUCACUGCAAAAAGUCCCUCCUGGGACGGCCUUUCCUCCCCAAGCAGGGCCAGAUAUUCUGUUCGAGGGCCUGCAGUGCUGGGGAGGACCCCAACGGCUCAGACUCAUCGGAUUCAGCCUUCCAGAAUGCCAGGGCCAAAGAGUCCCGGCGCAGCGCCAAAAUCGGCAAGAACAAGGGCAAGGCGGAGGAGCCCAUGCUGAACCAGCACAGUCAGCUGCAGGUCACCUCCAACCGGCUGUCCGCAGACGUGGACCCCUUGUCGCUGCAAAUGGACCUGCUCAGCCUGUCCAGCCAGACACCCAGCCUCAACCGAGACCCCAUCUGGAGGAGCCGGGAUGAGCCCUACCAUUAUGGGAAUAAGAUGGAGCAGAACCAAUCCCAGAGUCCUUUGCAGCUCCUCAGCCAGUGCAACAUCAGAACUUCUUACAGCCCAGGAGGGCAGGGGGCUGGGGCUCAGCCUGACAUGUGGGCCAAGCACUUCGGCAACCCCAAAAGGAGCUCUUCGCUGGCCAUGAAGGGGCAUGGGGGCAGCUUCAUUAAGGAGUGCCGGGAGGACUACUACCCUGGAAGGAUGCGGUCCCAGGAGAGCUACAGUGAUAUGUCUAGUCAGAGCUUCAGUGAGACCCGAGGAAGCAUCCAAGUCCCUAAAUAUGAGGAAGAGGAGGAAGAGGAAGGGGGCCUGCCUGCUCAGCAAUGUCGGACCCGUCAUCCUAUCAGUUCCCUGAAAUACACAGAGGACAUGACACCCACAGAGCAGACCCCUCGGGGCUCCAUGGAGUCGCUGGCCCUGUCCAACGCAACAGGCCUCUCCGCAGACGGCGGCGCCCGGCGCCAGGAGCACCUGUCCCGGUUCUCCAUGCCCGACCUGAGCAAGGACUCCGGGGUGAACGUCUCGGAGAAGCUGAGCCACGUGGGCACCCUGAACUCGUCGGUGCAGUUCCGCAGCGCCGAGUCGGUGCGCAGCCUGCUCUCGGCCCCGCAGUACCCGGAGCCGCCGGGCGGCCUCCUGCAGCUGGGCCGCCCGGCCGGGUACCGCGACCGGCAGGCGCGCGCGCGGGCGCCGCGCAGCUUCGACCUCGACUUCGCCUUCGAGGCGGGCGCGCGGCCGGGGCCCGAGGGCGCGCGGGCGCCGCCGCUGAGCGAGCGCCCGCGCCGGAGGGCCGCGCCCCGGGACGACCCGCGCCGGCCGCGCCCGCACCGGCCCCGCCGCUCGCGCCGCGCGCGCUCCGACAACGCCCUGCACCUGGCGGGCGCGCGCGAGGCCCUGGCGCGCCUGCAGGAGCGGCCGCCGCCGCGCGCCCGCGAGGACCUCGGCCCGUUCGCGCGCCAGCGCAGCUUCCAGGGCAGCCCGGGCCCGGGGCCGCGGCGGGACCCGCACGGCGCCUGCCCGCGGACCGUGUCCGACCUGGCGCUGCAGAGCGCCCUCGGGGAGCGCUGGGGGCCGCGCCCGGCCGAGUGCGACUGGUGCUCCACCUGCUCCUCCUCCUCCGAGUCCGACGGCGAGGGCUACUUCCUGGGGGAGCCCAUCCCGCAGCCCGCCCGCCUGCGCUACGUGACCAGCGACGAGCUGCUGCACAAGUACAGCCCCUACGGCCUCCCCCAGGCCUCCGCGCUGGGCGGCCGGGGACCGCUGCACGGCCGCAAGAGGCAGAAGGGCAAGAACUGCAGCAUCUCCUAA
This is a messenger RNA of Sorex fumeus (smoky shrew), 2880 nucleotides long. RefSeq names its product prickle planar cell polarity protein 2 (gene PRICKLE2). Bases 346 to 2880 code for a protein of 844 amino acids. Lineage: Eukaryota; Metazoa; Chordata; Mammalia; Eulipotyphla; Soricidae. The transcript is spliced from 8 exons. Gene Ontology annotation, molecular function: zinc ion binding. The record is from RefSeq and is a predicted model, not a curated record.